Drosophila ananassae is the source of this 1350-nucleotide messenger RNA. Its product is annotated as poly(U)-specific endoribonuclease homolog. The transcript has 5 exons. Bases 10 to 981 code for a protein of 323 amino acids. The record is from RefSeq and is a predicted model, not a curated record. NCBI's taxonomy places the organism in Eukaryota, Metazoa, Arthropoda, Insecta, Diptera, Drosophilidae. Gene Ontology annotation, molecular function: RNA endonuclease activity.
UUAAUUAAAAUGGACGCAGUGCCGCAGCAAACAAACAACAACAGCAGCCUCUUCGACGGAGAAAAAUGCCAGAAACUAAAGAGAUUCGUGAUUGUUGGCCUGCUGAUCACGAUUGGCAUCUUGAGUUGGCACUUUUACGAGUACUUCCACAGCAAACCGCUUCCCAAGGCGCCCGACGAUGUUCUGACCCUGUCCAAGAGUCUCUACGCGGAGGAGGUGGAGGUCAGUCCAUACCUCUACAAGGUGAACCUUCAAGGAAAGACCACAUCUGGUGCCCACGAUGAUCGUGCAUCCAAGAACCUCUUUGAACUUCAUCAGGAUUUGUUGGUUAGGGAUGCUAACUCCACCACCGCCCUGCUGAUGCGCCUCUUCGAUAACUAUGAGUUGGAUGUGGCCGUGGCUGAAAAAUCCACUCCUGAACAGGUGCAGGAGCAGCACGAUUUUCUGAGAGCUGUGAUGAACACCCGGGUGAUGAAGCUAACUAUGAGAUUUUUGGUGAACAAGGAUAUCGUAAGCUCGGAUUACGACGACCAGCUGCGUAUGCUGCAGGAGCUCUGGUUCACUCCCUACUCCCGGGGUCGUGGCAUAGUGGGCAGUUCCAGUUUCGAGCAUGUGUUCAUGGCCGAGAUCCGGGACCAGAAGGUUCUGGGCCUGCACAAUUGGCUUUACUUUGCUGAUCAGGAACAGCGUGGCAAUGUGGACUACAAGGGCUGGGUGAAACAUCAGGAAAUGGGAAAGCCCAAACAAAUGCUUCUAAGUAUCCGGCAUACGUUCUACAACAUCCAAAAGCCCUACAACGGAUUCUUUGUGGGCACCUCACCCGAACUGGAGAUGAGCCUUUACACAGCCUGCUUCCUUACCACACCGGAGAAGGAGCCUUGCCACAUCCAACUGGGUCACGUGAAAGCCUCCAUUUACUCGUUCGCCUGGGACUGGAAGGGCAAGGGCCUCAUAGCCACCGCAUAUCCUGAUGGAUCCUAAAACCCAUCCUAUGCAAACACUCAAUAAACUUAAGUUACAUUCGUGUGGCACUACUACCUCAUCAUAAACGGCAAACCUCCAAAGUCAAAGUCAAGUUCAUUUUAUUGUGGCACUUUAUGAGUGCUAGGCUGGUUGUCGCUGGCAAUUGACGAGCUUGUCAGUCUGGACAUUUUGCUCCUGUCUGGCCAUCACUUUAGUUGUUUUGACAGCUUCGCGUGGUCCUGUCCCCUAGGCAUUAGGUCACGAAGUUGUUUAUUAGUUCUAAUGUUAAUAGUUAUUACUUGUGAAAGUCAAGAUAGUGAUAAAGUCAAAGUCAAUCCUUGAAGGAGUGCAACAUUGGACAUAGGAAUAAAUUUGGCCAAAAAAUUA